AUAACUUCACAAUUAUUACAUUAUUUUUCUGCCUUUAUUUUCUAAAACGUGGCCACAUAUGGACUAGCUAUAUAUACCAAAGCCACAACAAAUCCACCAUCACCCUUUACAAUAUUUUUUCCCCCAAAGUCUCUCGAUGGAUAGCUUGAGAGCUAAGCCCAUCGAGCUCAUAUUUUCUGUUCUCGGUUUAAUUAUUAUAUUCUCCGCCUGCAAUUCAACAGCGGAGCUACCACGGUUGGUUCAACCACCGAAACCCGAUGGUACACUCAGUUUUCUCGUCGUCGGCGAUUGGGGAAGAAGAGGUUCUUAUAACCAGUCUCAAGUAGCUCUUCAGAUGGGGAAAAUAGGGAAAGACUUAAAUAUCGAUUUCCUUAUAUCGACUGGAGAUAACUUCUAUGAUGACGGAAUAAUCAGUCCAUAUGAUUCUCAAUUUCAAGAUUCGUUUACCAAUAUUUACACAGCAUCUAGCUUACAAAAACCAUGGUAUAGUGUAUUAGGAAACCAUGAUUAUAGAGGUAACGUCUAUGCGCAACUCAGCCCCAUACUCAGGGAUUUGGACUGCCGAUGGAUUUGUUUAAGAUCAUACGUUGUUAACGCCGAGCUUGUGGAUAUUUUCUUCGUGGACACGACACCGUUCGUAGAUAAAUAUUUUGAUGAACCAAAGGACCAUGUCUAUGAUUGGAGAGGCGUACUACCAAGAAAUAAGUACCUUACCAAUCUCUUAACGGAUGUCGAUGUGGCAUUGCAAGAAUCAAUGGCAAAAUGGAAAAUAGUCGUAGGCCAUCACACGAUAAAAAGUGCAGGUCACCAUGGAGUAACCAUAGAGCUUGAGAAACAACUUUUACCUAUCCUCGAGGCUAAUGAAGUGGAUCUCUAUAUAAACGGACAUGAUCAUUGCUUGGAGCACAUAAGCAGCAUCAACAGUGGAAUACAGUUUAUGACAAGUGGAGGCGGAUCCAAGGCUUGGAAAGGAGAUGUGAAUCAUGAUUGGGACUCUCAAGAGAUGAGAUUUUACUACGAUGGACAAGGCUUCAUGUCGGUUUACAUAUCCGAAGCUAAACUACGCGUCGUUUUUUACGAUGGUUUUGGUCGCGUUUUGCAUCGAUGGAGCACUUACAAAAAGGGUGUUUAUUCCGAUAUCUAAUCGAUGGUUUGAUUAAAGAGUUAAGACAACAUUAUUAUUAAUCGUUCAUUGUUUAUUAUGUGUAUAUUUCACGUGCCUUUUGACUUUUAUUGUUGUGUGAUUAUUUUCGAAUUUUAAAGUAUGAAAAAGAGUUUUUUCAUACAUGGAGACGUAAAUUUAGUCCCAUAGUUUAGUUUUAAUACUAUUGUUUACUUUCCAUAAAAGAAAGUUACCUAA
Messenger RNA from Camelina sativa (false flax), 1360 nucleotides. Its product is annotated as purple acid phosphatase 8. NCBI's taxonomy places the organism in Eukaryota, Viridiplantae, Streptophyta, Magnoliopsida, Brassicales, Brassicaceae. Gene Ontology annotation, molecular function: acid phosphatase activity. The record is from RefSeq and is a predicted model, not a curated record.